CAAGAUGCCCAACGGCCAGACCCCGCCCCUCGGGACGCGCCAAUGACCAGGCCCCGUCCUGUGUGCGUGCGCGGUCCCGCGGAGGCGUGCAGGCGCCCGCGUAGUUAGAGGCUGAGGUGGCAGCGGCAGUGCAGUCAUGGAGCUGCCGCAGUUGCCGGAGCUGAUGGGCCUGUCGCUGUUGCUCGGACUGCUGGCCUUGAUGGCGACGGCGGCGGUAGCGCGGGGGUGGCUGCGCGCGGAGGAGGAGACGAGCAGCCGAUCCGCCGGCCAGAAGGCAAAUGGACUUCCACUUGACAAGUCCUUGAGAUCCAAGAAGCAGAAACAGCAUCAGCGAGUUCGCAAGGAGAAGCCACAACAACACAACUUUACUCACCGCCUCCUGGCUGCAGCACUGAAGAGCCACAGUGGGAACAUAUCUUGCAUGGACUUUAGCAGCAAUGGCAAGUACCUGGCCACCUGUGCAGAUGAUCGCACCGUCCGCAUCUGGAGCACCAAGGACUUCCUGCAGCGGGAGCACCGCAGCAUGAGAGCCAACGUGGAGCUGGACCACGCCACCCUGGUGCGCUUCAGCCCUGACUGCAGAGCCUUCAUCGUCUGGCUGGCCAACGGAGACACCCUUCGUGUCUUCAAGAUGACCAAGCGAGAGGAUGGAGGCUAUACCUUCACGGCCACCCCAGAGGACUUUCCCAAAAAGCACAAGGCACCCGUCAUCAACAUCGGCAUUGCCGACACAGGGAAGUUCAUCAUGACUGCUUCCAGUGACACAACUAUCCUCAUCUGGAAUCUGAAAGGUCAUGUGCUGUCUACCAUCAACACUAACCAGAUGAACAAUACCCAUGCUGCUAUAUCCCCUUGUAGCAGGUUUGUGGCCUCGUGUGGCUUCACCCCGGAUGUCAAAGUUUGGGAAGUCUGCUUUGGGAAAAAAGGGGACUUCCAGGAGGUUGUGCGAGCCUUUGAACUGAAGGGUCACUCGGCCGCCGUCCACUUCUUCGCUUUCUCCAAUGACUCCCGCAGGAUGGCCUCGGUCUCCAAGGACGGGACGUGGAAACUGUGGGACACAGAUGUGGAGUACAAGAAGCAGCAGGAUCCCUACUUGCUGAGGACAGGCUGCUUUGAAGAGGCGAGCACCAUGCCGUGCCGCCUGGCUCUCUCCCCUGACGCCCAGGUCUUGGCCUUGGCCAGUGGCAGCAGUAUUCAUCUCUACAACACCCGGCGGGGUGAGAAGGAGGAAUGCUUUGAGCAGGUCCAUGGGGAGUGUAUCACUGACUUGUCCUUUGACAUCACUGGCCGGCUUCUGGCCUCCUGUGGGGACCGGGCAGUGCGGCUUUUCCAUAACACCCCUGGCCAUCGGGCCGUGGUAGAAGAAAUGCAGGGCCUCCUGAAGCGGGCCUCCAACGAGAGCACCCGCCAGAGGCUGCAGCAGCAGCUGACCCAGGCCCAGGAGGCUCUGAGAAGCCUGGGCGCCUUGAAGAAAUGACUCUGGGUGGGUGUGGCAGGAAGGAUCUGGCCUGCGCCACGGCUGCCACUUCCUCCUCCCAGGUACUCCUCAGCUGGAAGCCUCUUGAAAGGAGUAUUUGGAUUUUUAGUGGUGGCUCCUCUCUCCUUUUCCCCAUUGAAACUCUUCUUGCCUAUUUUGAUCUCUCUCUUCUUGCCGGUUGUGACUCCUGGCCUUACUUGACUUCCUGGUCUAAUGACCAAGGUGCUUCUCUUUCUCCUGGGCCCAAGGGAUGGAAUCUGUCUUCACCGGGUGCUGAGGGAAAUGGACAGUUGGAGAGAGAGGACAUGGCCUUUGACCUUGGGGCAACACACCCUGGUACCCAAAGGAGUUUGCAGUUGUGGAGGCAAAACCUAGGGAAUCCCUGAGUACUAACCAGCAGUUUUGCAGGGGUGGGAGCCUGGGAUACCCUCCAAUUACAGAACUGUGGGAUCGUGUCAGGGAAGGACCAGUCUUAAUCCAGGCGAAGCUCCGAAUUCCAUCAAAAAGGAAUUUAGGGAUUUCAUUUGGUGCCUCAGUUUUUUUUCUUGUAAAAUGGAGAAUAAUCCUCUCUCUUGUCCUCCUUACAAAGAUGUUGUUAAUGUAUGCACAUAUAAAGUCCCUAGAUUUGGAAGAAAAGUGGAAAAGAGUAAUAAUAUACGUUGUCUGUUGGCCAAUCUCGUUUCUUAACUACCAGGUAAAUAUGGGACUCAAUACUUUGAAACUAAAUGAAAAAGAAAGAAACCCGUCCCUUGGGAAGGCGAAGUUUCUGGAAUUUGAUUAUACAUUUGGCAGCUGGUUCUGUAAGUUGUGUAGAGGAAUGCUAGAAUUCCAAGAUAGGACUCCUCUCUGCAAGGAGGUUGUAUUCUAUCUGAGGAGACCUCUUUUCAGUUCAUCAAAUAUUUGAGUGCCCACUGUGGGCCCAGCACAGCACUAGCACUGGGGAUGAAUACGAAUAGGGCGUCAUCUCUGCCAUCAAGGAUGGCCAGUGGGAGAGAGGUAACUCGUGGGUAGUAAGUGCUUUUUGCUAGUUAAUUCAUAGCUGUAGAGGGCUAUUGGGAAAGUCCCGGCAAGAGACAGAACUGGAUCCAGACGGAGGCGGUGGGUCUGAAGUUGAAGGGAUAGAGUUGGUAAGAGGUGAGGCAUUUACAAGUUCAGCUUUUUGGAUUUGAGAAUGCUGGGGUGUGGGAGAAGGGAAAUGAGGCUCUAGGACGACUUGCGUCUUGGCAAAAUUUAUCCAUCCGAAAUCCCCGUCUUGCCCUCGGUCCCUGCGAUGGGGGCCUCCCCUAGACAUCCCUUUGAACAAGGCACAACCGUGGAGUUCUCUCUCGUUACUCCCUUUUCGUUAAUCCUUCCGGCCCACUGGCACUAUUGCCAUCCACUCCAUCAGAAAAUUCUUUUGGUUCUACUCCAGAUUGUAUCCUGAAUCUGCUUUUCUCCAUCUUUUCUGUUAACCAUCCUGGUUCUAGCCACUGUCACCUGCUGGACUACAAUAAUCCAGCUUUCUCAUUGGUCUCCCUGCUUCUUCUCUUGCCUCGUUUACAUCACUUCCCGGCAUCCCAGAGUGAUCUUUGAAACCAGAUCACAUUGUUCCCAAGCAAAAGCCUUCCAAAGGCUUCCUAUCGCACCUGGAAUAAAAUCCAAGAUUCUCAUCAUGGCCUUUAA
This is a messenger RNA of Prionailurus viverrinus (fishing cat), 3139 nucleotides long. It is a transcript of the gene TBL2, whose product is annotated as transducin beta like 2. The record is from RefSeq and is a predicted model, not a curated record. Bases 137 to 1477 code for a protein of 446 amino acids. Gene Ontology annotation, biological process: endoplasmic reticulum unfolded protein response. NCBI's taxonomy places the organism in Eukaryota, Metazoa, Chordata, Mammalia, Carnivora, Felidae. Gene Ontology annotation, cellular component: endoplasmic reticulum. The transcript is spliced from 7 exons. Gene Ontology annotation, molecular function: protein binding.